Molecule: messenger RNA, 2136 nt
Organism: Cylindrotheca closterium
Lineage: Eukaryota; Bacillariophyta; Bacillariophyceae; Bacillariales; Bacillariaceae
Source: the annotation of a GenBank genome assembly
AUGAACGGACCUUGGAAGGAAGAAGACUCGGCAUUUGUGGAUUCCUUUUUCCUACCGGGAGGGAUUCUAGAUCCUGAAGAUGAAGAAGAAAUCGGUAUUCUGUCUACACUUCCGACUGGUCAGCCCAUUCCCAGCAACCCGUGGGGAAACGAGAAGGCUCCGAGCACGCCCUCCUCAGCUGCCUCUUACCUCCAUGCUGUGAAGCAAAUUGAAAUAGAAUCAGCAGCAUCCCCAAAUAUGUUUGGAGAGCGAACCGUGGGAGAAGCAGAAGUGCGGAUGAACAGUCCGCUGCGUAGCAUAGUACGACCACCACCUGGUUAUGAUGGCUACGUUAAUGGACUUGCACCAAAUUCUCAACAUUUCCCGAAUAACGUUUCUCGCAUGGGAUCAAAUCAUUCAAAUGUACUUCCAACAAGCCACAUGAACCAAGCGUCACCAGUUCAUUGCGAUGGGUUAUCUCAUCUCCAGAACGGUUUUUUGAUCAAUAUGAAUCGAACCUGCAGUCCAAAUCAAUCGAACAUGAGGUAUCAGCUUUCUCAGCAGGGGUCCAUACCAGCAGGGCAGCACCUACCUCCAGUCGAUUCAUACUCAACGAGGGGGUCCUCACUGUCUGUUCCUUCGCUUGCGAUUGAAGUAAAUCCGAAACAACGAAAUGUUCAGUGUGUACAAUCUGACCAAUCUACAUCUGCAACACUAAAGAGCAACGAGGAAGCUUCCACCUCGAAGCAAAAUGUACAAAAUCCUAGAAUAGAGACUUCAGUGCAGGAAAUAAGGUUGAAGCUGGAAAAUGAAGGAUCAAAGGAAGAGGUUCCGGAGAGGAAUUCCAUCACGUCGACCACUGUCGAUACUGGAGAUUCUAUAGAUGCUUCGUCUCAUAUGAUUCCUUCUUGUGAUAGCAAAGAUGAGGUUUCAGAACAUGCUCCGCAACAUAUUGUUUCUGGAGUAUUGUCACAUGAGCAAAAUUCUGUCGGCGAAUAUUCAGAGUCACAAAGUACCAUCGAUGAUCAUUCAACGAAAGAUACUGCUGUUCUCAAUAAAUCUUCGUCUCUACUAGAAAUUGAUGACGAAAUGUCUAAUGUGGAUGGCAAAACGGAAGGUCGAAGGCAUUCAGCUGCAACUUGCCUAGGGCACCAUACAUCCAAAGUAGCACAAGGUGCGGCUACCUCUUCCAGCUCCAAUGUGACUCAGUCUCCACAAAUUCGGUACUCGAUGUCGUUGCUGCAAGGAAUACUCAGGCCAUUCUCACUCGUGUUUCGAAUGGUAACACUGCUCCUACUGGAUUUGCCCCGGACGGGGGCAAAUACAAUUGCUUCCUUUUUUGCCACAGUCUACUACUGGAUCCUCUCAACUGCAAGAAGGGUUCGUGUUGAAGUUGUCCCUGUCACGAAAAUAAUUGCUCAUUCUAUCAGUGAUAAUGCAAAGCGAUCGGGUGCAAGUGCGAAAGGGGGUGCUCUUCUUUUGGUCCGGAAUCUUUCAUUGGUUCCUUCUUUUGUCCGUAUGAUGACAAAGGCUUCAAUGGUUCAGGUUAUGGAAGAGCCGAGCUCUGGCUUCUGCUAUCUUGUCCUCUACUUGCUACCGAGUUGGUGCAAUAGCCUAGCAGAGAAUUUUGACGUGCCUCACUGGUCAGCGCAUUUCAUUAUAACCAUCGCGGUCUACUUGGUUUCUCACCCCGUGAAACCGGGAAUUCUCCACCGUGGGGAGUUCCCCCUUGCGGAAGUUAUAGAGGCCUUGUUUAGAAACGGAAAUCACUGUGACCAAGCAUUUAUUGACAAAGACGAACGGCGUGCCGCUGCACGGAAACGCAACGAGCGCAUUUGCAGCAAGUGUUUGAGGGUACUGCGGUAUUGUUUGCCCAUUUUCUGUCUAAUUGAUGGGUUUUCAUAUGACGGUGCAACCAUGAUUGGAGAUUCCGGGGCUAGCAGACUAACGACUGCCUUCAUGAUGUCACUCGUACGCAGGAAUCUGGCGUUUUCUCCCAUUGGCUGGGUCAGCUGGGCUAUCCAAGUUCUUGUGGCAACCUACCUUGAUGUCUGGGUGUUGCGAGACACUAUGGUUUUGCUUCUUGGCUUGUCUUCCUUCAGACUGAUACGCUACUUUGACCAAAAGCGAUUGAAAAAAAAGAGGAAGAGGCGUUGA